Molecule: messenger RNA, 2837 nt
Organism: Actinia tenebrosa (Australian red waratah sea anemone)
Lineage: Eukaryota; Metazoa; Cnidaria; Anthozoa; Actiniaria; Actiniidae
Product: nostrin
Cellular component (GO): cytoplasm; plasma membrane
Molecular function (GO): protein binding
Source: RefSeq, a predicted model, not a curated record
AGAAUCAAAGUACAAAAUGGCGGAACUGAACGAACGGAAGUAGGUUUCAGAGGUCUUUCCUGUGCCCUGUUAGUAAAAGCUAGUGCAAAAUUAAGAAUAUGGACAAGUUUGAGCAGUGUUUUUGGGAACAAAAGGGCUACGAUGAGCUUCGUAAACUUUGCCGUCAAGGUAGUGACUUCUGCAAGGAAGUUGCUAAUAUUCUGAAUGAAAGAUCAAAGAUUGAGCAAAAUUAUGCUGAUCAGCUUACAAAGUUAUCCAAUAAGGCAAGCAAACUUGGUGGAAAAGAUCUUUCUGGAACUCUACAGGCAACAUGGGAGAAGCUUUCCAAAGAAAUAGAAAAUGAAGCAGAAGUUCACAAAACCCUAGGAUAUCAAUUACAUAAUGAAGGCUAUAAACAAAUGAAGGCAUUUGUGGAAGGUCAAAGUAAAACUAGAAAGACUGUUGAAGCUGCAGUUGAAAAAUCAUUGAAAGCUUUUAAUGACAAAGUAAAUGAGUCUGUUAGGGCUAAAAAGAAUUCUUAUUCCAAAGCAAAAGAAGUAGAAACUUUACAUGAACAGCUAGAGGAAUUUCGUCUGGGGAGAGGUAGACCCAUCUCAGAGAGGGAUGUUGUGAAGCUUGAAGGAAAAAUUAAGAAAGCAAAAGAAGCAUCUUCCAAGACUGAUAAAGAGUAUAGAGAUAUCUAUAAGAAAACAGAGAGGACCAGGCUAGAGUGGGAAGCAAGUAUGAGUAAAUGUUGCCAGACUUGUCAAAAAUUAGAGGAAGAAAGAAUUGAUCAUCUUAAAGAAAUUUUCUGUUUGUAUUCAAACAUGCUCGCUGCAGUUACACCACAGCUCCAUCAGAUUUAUGAAAACAUUCAACAAGAAUCAUCGAAAAUUCAACCAGUAGAAGAUGUAAUAUUGAUGGCAGAUACAAAGGGAACGCCCAGGGAACCAGCAGAACAGAUACUUUAUGACUGCUUCGAGGAGGACUUAGAAAAUAACAUGAACUUUGAUAGAAGAAAAGAAAUAUUGGAAAACAAAAUAAGAGUCAUGACAGCAGAACUGGAAAAAGAAAAGAAUGCUAAAGAAGGAAUCAAGACCCUAUUGGAAACCUAUACUGAUAAUCCUGAAUAUACUCAUCAAGAGGGGCAACAAGAUGUUGCUACACAAUGGAAGCAUGCUACUGCUGUGAUUGAUAGUUUACAAGCCAGUCUGUUUAAGCUACAGUGUGCACUAGCAAAUGUCUGUGGCCAUGACAAACCUACCCAUCAACUGAUGGAUUAUAUCACUACAACAAGAGACAAGCAGGGAGUUGUACAAAGUGUACUACGGAUUCCUUUGGAUAGAGUUGCUGGUCAUUCCCAUGAUCCAUUGUAUGAUCCACAUGAUACCCACAUAACAGAUGAUGAAUUUGAUGAUGAAUUUGCAGCAGAGACUGUUCUGUGUCAAUGUAGAGUUCUGUAUGAAUUCAUUGGUGAACAAAGUGAUCAGCUGACCAUUAGACCUGGAGAAAUUAUUAACGUUACAGAAAAGAUGAAUGAUGGCUGGUGGAGAGGAGAAGUCCAUGACAUGAAAGGCUUCUUUCCUGAAUCUUAUGUGGAACAAAUUUAAUAGCAACCUAUUUAUAUGGUACCAAAUAUACCAAAAAAAUAAAACAUAGGUCUUACAUAAUUAUCAAUUUCAAGUUUGUACACAAUGAAAGACCCAAUGAAAUUGACUAUUUUGAAAUUUGAUGAAGAAAAAACAAUUGUAUUGAAGUUUACUCUAGAAAAAAUUAACCUAAACAACUGUCAGAUAUAAUUCCUACUAGAAUAUGGUCAGGAACCUAAUAGUUGAUGUUGGGGCUUAACCACUAAGAGGACAAAAAUCAAUUUCAACUCUCUUUAAAGUAGCGUUGUGGCAGAAACAAUAUCAAGCUUUUAAAAAACACAUGUAGUACCAAAGCAUAUAGCCAUAACAUGGUCAUUGAAUGGUCAUUAUUCAGUGAUUGUUCAAGGGCUGUUGAAUAGGCAAGACAACCAGACAUAUUUAGAAAAGUUUCAGGGAAAUUGUAGAAAGUCCUGUAUUUUUGAAUUGUCAUUGGGAAUCACCAGAUUCCCAGAUGUUAGAGUUGUGCAAUAAUAUUAUUAUAAAAGCAUCUGGGGAUAGAAAGCAUACAUACUUACAAUAAAAAAGUUAAAACAGGCAACACAUCCACUUUUUGUGUCUUUUUUGAAUACCAGUGUGCAGUAAUCUAUAGCUGCAAGACAUGCAUUCCAACGGAUGUUUUAACAUUCUAGUGAUUUCCAUAGUAAAUUGGUUUUGAUAGGUGCAAGUAAUUAGAUUUUAAGUUAAGAGCCAUGAAAAUAUUGUAAAAAAAUUAGGUUUAAAAUAAUGUGCUUGGAAAAUAAUUAUUGUUAGUAACGUGGUUACAGAUGAAAAAUAUUUUAAUGAGUUAUAACAUUAAUGUCAAUGAAAAUUUACAUAAAGGUUAAGAUGCUAGACCAAGGGUCGCAGGCCUGAGGUCUUGAAUUUCAAUGCUAAGCCGAGCGCCUGCGUUUUAACUGGUUUAAAAACCAACCAAUCCAAUUUCAAUGGAAAACCUGUCCCUGGUUUUGAAUUCAGCCCUGCUCUCCCUUGUUAAUGUCACCCUUGUUAAUAUAUAAAGUCGCCCCCAACUUUGGACAAAGGUUAAAUUUAGGUUUUCCAUCGAAAUUCAAAGCCCACAUCAAACAAUAAAGAUAGGGGGUGGUCAUUAAAUAAAGUCUUUGCUGUAAAAGAAUGUAUUUUAGCAUUUAACAGUAUUUUCCCUUCCAGGUGAAGUACUUUUUUUUCUUAGUUUACUUUAGAUAAAUUAUGUAAUAAAGGAGAAGGAACACA